AGUGGGGUGGGUGGUGAAGUUAUAGCCGUCGCGACGUCACAAUUGUCCGGGGUGAUGGCCGAGUCUGGCCGUGAGGAAAGCGGUUGGAACGGCACGGGUCAUGGAAUCCGAGGCUCGGGCUCGAGCCCGGCCUCAAGCCGCCACGAGAAGAGUCUCGGGCUCCUUACUACACGAUUCGUGUCGUUGCUGCAGGAGGCCAAGGACGGUGUGCUGGACCUCAAGCAGGCUGCUGACACCCUUGCAGUGAGACAGAAAAGAAGAAUCUAUGAUAUCACCAAUGUAUUGGAAGGAAUUGGAUUAAUCGAAAAGAAAUCAAAAAAUAGUAUCCAGUGGAAGGGUGUUGGUCCAGGAUGCAACACUAAAGAAAUCAUAGAUCGAUUGAGGUACCUAAAGGCAGAGAUUGAAGAACUGGAAAUGAAGGAGAAAGAACUUGAUCAACAGAAGAUAUGGCUACAGCAGAGUAUUGAAAAUAUAACUGACAAUACACACAAUAAUAGAUUGGCUUAUACAACACAUGAAGAUGUCUGCAAGUGUUUUCAAGGUGAUACACUUCUUGCUAUCCAGGCCCCAUCUGGCACACAACUGGAAGUUCCAAUUCCUGAACUGGGACCAAAUGGACAAAAAAAGUACCAGAUUAAUUUGAAGAGUCAGUCAGGACCUAUUCAUGUUCUACUUAUUAAUAAGGAGUCCAACUGUUCAAAGCCUAUAGUGUUUCCAGUUCCACCACCAGAUGACCUAAUGCAAUUGCAACAAGAGCUUGCAAUACCAUCAUUACCAGAAAAACCAACUUCAACUCCACUUCUUUCAGACCGAGUUGUCUCCCUAAAGGAACCGUACCUUGUUCAGGUACCCUUACCCAAACAGUCUUCUGAUUGUGGCCAGCAGCUACCUGGUAUUGGAUCAGAUGUCUCUUACUCAAACAUGGGAGAUACACCAGAAAUUUACAAAGGGUUGGCAACUGACUCACUACAGAACAUUCGGGAACAGAACGGAUUACAAUCACUGCUUCCUUUAGACGUUGGGAGCAUUCUCAAACAUCCUCCAACUUCAUAUGACCAAAUCAAAACAGAAGAUUCAAGUGGAACAAUUGAUGGAGACAUUAUGGAUGAAUUUAUAUCAUCAGAUGUCUUUCCCCUCCUUCGACUUUCUCCUCCACCAGUUGAUGAAUACAGUUUCAACCUGGAUGAAAAUGAAGGUGUCUGUGAUCUUUUUGAUGUGCAGAUUUUAAAUUGCCAGUUUUAACCAUUGUGAUCGCCAUCCCAAGAUAUUGAAUCUACCUCUGGACCACCUGUUCAGCCUUCAUGAACUACUUCGUUUCUAUUUGUGAAGUUCACUACAGCAUUAUGGUCAAGACAAAAGUUUAAGGUUUCUGAACUUGUGUCCUUUACGUGUUUAAGUCCUACAUGGGCAUCUAUUUUAUAGAAUUGUUCAGUUUGUUUCUUCGUACUGCCAUGUAGCAAACAAUUUUUUUUCCUGCAGUUGAAUGUGAUACUGCCAUGGCAUAAUCUCAUGUUGCAAAAAAGAUUUUACUUCACUAAUGACUUUUCAACUGCCUUUUUUAAUAGGGUAGCAGGGAAAUUUGAUUAUUUUUAUAUACCACACACUUAUAAGUGCCUUUUGGUUCUUGCACUUUAGGAGAGUGUUUUUUUUUGUCUUUAUAAUGUACAGGAAAGUCUAUCUCAGUUUAGAACUGAAGUUAAGUAGCCUCCUGAUGUGCUGUUUGUUGACCUGAAAAGAUGUUUCUUCUUAUAAACACGUGGUCUUUUUAGGCCAGUUUCACCAGAAUUCUGCCAGUUCACAUAGUUCUAUGUUGAAGGUAAUCUGUGUGGAGGAACUGUGUCUAAUAGUAGAACCUGGCCAAAACACUUGAUGUUAAUGCAGCUAUAACAUUUUUCACUCCUUUUAUUUCAAUGGUUGUGGGCAUUGCUGGCAAGGCCAGCAUGAAAUACCCAUCAGUAAUCUUACAUGAUAUACUAAUGUCUAAUAAGCAUCUGGGCAAGUAGAAUGCAAAAUAGUGUGAUAAUCACAGUGCAGAUUACGUCAAUUGUACAGUCAAUGAGUUGUUUAAUUUUCGGAAGCUUGUUGCUUGUUAGGCAAACAACUUAGAAUAUAUCCUGCCUUCUCUAACUGUUCAGUGUUCAAAUGGAUUGUGACACAACUUGGAUGGUUCAGUUAGUUCAAUGUUUACUUGGGCCAGACUACCUUGUAUAUCUCAUGAAGUUUUACAGAAUGUGUUUUGUAUAAGAGGUUGACAUUUUCCCUAGGACCACCUGUCAUGUAGAAUUACAACAAAGAAAUUCUUUGUAAUAUUCAGUUUUUAUAUUGACCAAAGCUGUUGUUUUUUCUAAAA
Molecule: messenger RNA, 2350 nt
Organism: Hemiscyllium ocellatum (epaulette shark)
Lineage: Eukaryota; Metazoa; Chordata; Chondrichthyes; Orectolobiformes; Hemiscylliidae
Product: transcription factor E2F5-like
Exons: 9
Coding region: 55-1242 (395 amino acids)
Biological process (GO): regulation of transcription by RNA polymerase II
Cellular component (GO): RNA polymerase II transcription regulator complex
Molecular function (GO): DNA-binding transcription factor activity, RNA polymerase II-specific; RNA polymerase II cis-regulatory region sequence-specific DNA binding; protein dimerization activity
Source: RefSeq, a predicted model, not a curated record